This is a messenger RNA of Pistacia vera, 3099 nucleotides long. Its product is annotated as receptor-like protein EIX1. The record is from RefSeq and is a predicted model, not a curated record. Bases 1 to 3099 code for a protein of 1032 amino acids. The transcript has a single exon. Gene Ontology annotation, molecular function: protein binding. Lineage: Eukaryota; Viridiplantae; Streptophyta; Magnoliopsida; Sapindales; Anacardiaceae.
AUGAAACUUGUUAUCCCUUUUUCCUUAUUGUUAACUCUGCUCUUCAAAUUUUCAUUUAUUACAUGUUGCUAUGAUCAUGAAAGGGAAGCAUUGUUAAGCUUCAAAUCUCAUCUUACAGACCCUUCAAAUCGGUUGUAUUCAUGGCAUGGCCAAAACUGCUGCACUUGGAAUGGAAUUCAUUGUUUGGAAUCACUUCAAGUUGCUGCUAUUGAUCUCCGGAACCCUAAUCCAGACUCGGAAAAGUUCAUAAUUAAUAUGAACUCGGAGCUUGUUUCCAUGUCCAAUUCCAAAGCUACUGCCCUUAAUGGUUCCUUCUCUUCUUCUCUUUUUUCCCUUACCUAUCUUAGCUAUCUUGACCUCAGCUUCAACAACUUCAUGUACUCAAAUAUUCCCACUGGUUUAGCCAAUCUCACUAGACUAAAUUACCUGAAUCUCUCAAAUGCAAUGUUCAGUGGUUCCAUCACAAACCAAUUUUUAAACCUUACUUCCUCCCUUAGAUGGCUAGAUAUUUCAUGUUCUUAUCGGGUGCCAGACUACUUUCCUCUUUCUCCUUACUUGUCUUCAACAGUUCAAGUUCGAUCUGGUGCUUAUUAUAGUUACCUUAUAGGGGGGAAUCUCUCUUUGUCAAGUUUGAAUUUCUUACUGGGGUUGCAUAAUCUCAGAGAACUUAAAUUGAGUGGUGUUGAUCUUAAAAAGACAUCUCAGUCAACAAAAUGGGCUGAGCCUUUAAUGUAUCUCUCGAAUCUCCAGAAACUUGAGCUGUCCAACUGCAGGAUUUUCGGUAAACUACCUGCAAAGCAACUUCUCAACCUGACCAGUCUUUCUGGAUUGGUAAUGGAUUUCAAUUCUCUGUCAUCUCCAAUUCCACGCGAGUUUGUUAAUCUUAGUUCCCUUUCAGAACUUGACUUCACAAACUCAAACAUACAAGGUCCGAUCCCUUACCUUCCUCAACUAAAAAAACUUUAUGUGCGCAACAAUUCUGAAGUUACCAUCGAUUUGCAUUCCAUGUUUGCAGCUCCUUGGCCUAAACUAGAAAUUCUUGAUAUCUCAAGUACUCUAGUUAAUGGAUCAUUACCUUCCUCUUUGGCCAACACCACUUCAUUACGCCAUUUCCAAGCAUGGAAUUGUUUACUUCAGGGGCCCAUACCUGCUUCCUUCAUGAACCUUUCAAAAUUAGAAACAUUAUCGCUUGCUUUUAAUAACAUAACAGGUCACAUCUCGCCUUUGAUAUCCAAUCUGAGAUGCCUUAAUACGUUGAAUACGAUGCAGAAUUCUUUGGAAGGAACCAUACCCACCUCAAUCUGUAACAUGAACUCUCUGGAGUAUCUCUCUUUGUCGGACAACUUUCUUAGUGGAAAUUUACCAGGUUGCAUCAGCCAGCUUUCCAGACUUGAGUUUUUUCUAAUCAGUCAGAAUAAAAUGAAUGGAACAAUCCGGUCGUUGUCAUCAUUGUUCAAGAACGCAAAUCCAAUUAUGAUUAUGAUGGGUGAUAGUGGGCUGACAGUGAAAGAAGAUCAACCUCUCCUUCCACCCAACUUCCGGCCUCAGUUUUUGGACCUAAGUGUAUGUCUUUCAGGAGGAACCAUCCCAGAUUUCAUUUCUAGUAUGACUCAGUUAGAAAUGUUAAGUUUAGCCUAUAACAACUUAUCAGGAAAAAUUCCACCCUGGCUAUUUAAUCUACCAAAUCUCGGAUACCUGGAUCUCUCUUUCAAUAACCUCCAAGGAGUUGUCCCACCUCAUAUUAAAUUACAGUCAUUCAUGGCACCGACGACAUUAAAUUUAGCAAACAACCAGCUCAAGGGAAAUAUCCCUUCCCUGAUUAAGAAUGUAGAAGUUAUAGACUUGUCUGGGAACAGUUUCACUGGCCACAUACCAUUACAACUCGGAGUUGCAAAAAUUAAAUAUUUAUCAUUAUCCGGGAACAAACUUUAUAGUCAGAUCCCUUCACCUUUCUGUCAUUCUGGUAAUGUAUUGAUGCUACUUGAUCUUUCAAACAAUAGUCUGAGUGGGACAGUUCCUAAAAGUUUAGGAAAUUGCACCUCUCUCAUUUUUCUGAACCUUGGAGGGAACAACCUCAUUGGAGAGAUUCCAAGUGAACUAGAGGGGGCAAAAAAUUUGAAUUACCUUGACCUUACUGACAACCUUUUUAAUGGUAGUUUUCCAGGUUUUAUUCAGAAAUUUCAGAGUUUGGAAGUUCUCAAGCUGGGGUUUAAUAGAUUUCAGGGAAGGAUCCCACAGUUCAUUGGAGCUCUCCAGAACCUCCAUAUUCUUGUGCUAGAAUCGAAUUUCUUCAAAGGAUCAAUUCCUUGGGAGAUAACCAAGCUGGAGAAGCUGCAAUAUGUUGACUUUUCGAGUAACAAACUUUCAGGUCCCAUCCCUGAAAACCUGAAUGGUUUGAAAAUGUUGAAAACCCGACCUCAGGAUGGCUCUAUUCUUGGUUUUGUCAUUUCAUCCAUGUUCGCUGCAGUAGAGCUAACUGUGACGAUGAAGGGAUUGUUACAACACUAUGUAAUCGUCCGCUCAUAUCACAGUGGCAUUGAUCUCUCGUACAACUGUCUGACAGGAAAUAUUCCAAUUGAAAUAGGAACUUUAGAGGGUCUCCCUAUGGUCAACCUCUCACAUAAUUGUCUCUAUGGUGAGAUCCCAAAGAGCAUUGGAAAUAUGUCUGUUUUGGAGUCACUGGACCUGAGCUUCAACAAUUUAAGUGGGGAGAUUCCGGCAGAAAUCACGUUGCUGGAUUAUCUUUCGAUGCUCAACUUGUCCUACAACAAUUUGAGUGGGAAAAUUCCAUCGGGGCAGCAUUUCGAAACUCUGAGCAUAGAUGGAUCGGCAUAUAUUGGCAAUGAGUUGCUAUGUGGAGAUCCCCUUGGAAUCAGUUGUACUGGUAAAAGCAAUUCCUCAACUUCAGAAAGUGUUGAAGUUGAAGAUGCCUGGUGGGAAAAGUUGUUUUAUGCAGUUGUAAUUUUUGGCUAUGGAGUUGGCUUCUGGGGUUUUUUUGGGAUUCUUUAUUUGAUGAAGGACAACUGGAGGAACAUUUACUGGAGGACCAUCGAUCGGAUUGCAUUUGGAAUCAUCCAACGCAUGCGAAAACAGGAUUAA